AUGGCAAACACAAUGGUCACACACUACGCGCACGUACCUCAACAUAGCCUUCAGUAUGGCUACAUGCCGCCACCUUCACCGCCAAUGGAUGAGGCGGCAAAGUGCUCGCUCCCCUCUAUCUCGAACCUCCUCGGGCUUGCAGACCAAGGAUCGCCGACUUCGGAAACGUCGCCCCAGUCCCAGCAGCAGCAACAGGCGCAGCAGCAGCAGCAACAGCAAUGUAUGAGCAGCUCGUGGUGGGAUAUGGGACACCUAGAUACUGACUCGACCCCAGCGCAAGGAUCCAAGCCGGAGACGAGGCCCAACUCUUCGCAUUACACCAACCCGGUAACCAUUCGGACAGGACUCCCGCCCAGCCCGCCCAUGUCCUCGGAUGCAUCCUUUGAAGGUUUCAACUCGCCAUCGACCAGGUCGGUGAGCCAGGUGCCGAACGGGUCAAACUACUUCUUUGAGACAACGCCACCGCUUCAGAUGGAAGCCGAUGCACGGCAGAUGACCGCUGCCGCCGCCGUCCCGCGAGUUUCUGUCCAGGCUUCAGCCUACCAGCCCCAGUACGCUCCCGGCCCUGCGUACAUGAGUCAACCAGCCAUGACCUCAUACUAUCCUCCGAUGCAAUCCGCGGCGCCACCGCAGACGCAAAUGUCCGGCCUCUACUACCAACGACCGCUUCCUCAGUCUUUUCCGCCUCCGAUGUCCAUGUCUAUGACUCUUGCGCCGACGGCCGGGAACCCCUGGCAGCACCAUCACUACAUUGCCCCUUCGGCGUCAGCAUCCUUUCCCCAGAGCCAGGACCGGUAUAUCUGCCCGACGUGCAGCAAAGCCUUCUCGCGGCCCAGCUCGCUGCGGAUCCACAGCCACUCGCACACGGGCGAGAAGCCCUUCAAGUGCCCGUUCCCGGGUUGCGGCAAGGCCUUCAGUGUGCGCAGCAACAUGAAGCGGCACGAACGUGGGUGCCACAACUACGACAGCAGCAGCACGACGAGCAGCACCGGCACCAUGAACAGCAACACCGGGGGAAGCCGUCCCUGA
Chaetomium globosum CBS 148.51 is the source of this 1029-nucleotide messenger RNA. RefSeq lists its product as uncharacterized. Gene Ontology annotation, biological process: regulation of transcription by RNA polymerase II. Lineage: Eukaryota; Fungi; Ascomycota; Sordariomycetes; Sordariales; Chaetomiaceae. The record is from RefSeq and is a predicted model, not a curated record. The transcript has 2 exons. Gene Ontology annotation, cellular component: PcG protein complex; transcription regulator complex. Gene Ontology annotation, molecular function: RNA polymerase II cis-regulatory region sequence-specific DNA binding; DNA-binding transcription factor activity, RNA polymerase II-specific. The coding region runs from base 1 to 1029 and encodes 342 amino acids.